AUGAUCCUUGCACUGACCGAGAAGCGCAGAGCGACCACGAAGAAGCGCAACAGGAGGAAGAAGGGCUCGCGCGGCAAGGACGCCGCAGCGACCAAUGCAAGCGAUGGGGCGCGAGCCAUAGACGACUCAUGCGGCUUCGUGCUUACGACGAGCGACGGAGUACGAGCCACGGACGGCACGCGCGGCCUCGUACUUGCGGCGACCGAUGCCACGGGCGUUGACAGAGGAGGCUGA
Peronospora matthiolae is the source of this 234-nucleotide messenger RNA. The record is from the annotation of a GenBank genome assembly. Lineage: Eukaryota; Oomycota; Peronosporomycetes; Peronosporales; Peronosporaceae.